Messenger RNA from Polypterus senegalus (gray bichir), 510 nucleotides. RefSeq names its product histone H2B 5-like. Gene Ontology annotation, molecular function: DNA binding; protein heterodimerization activity; structural constituent of chromatin. The transcript has a single exon. The coding region runs from base 87 to 464 and encodes 125 amino acids. NCBI's taxonomy places the organism in Eukaryota, Metazoa, Chordata, Cladistia, Polypteriformes, Polypteridae. Gene Ontology annotation, cellular component: nucleosome. The record is from RefSeq and is a predicted model, not a curated record.
GCCACGCCUAUCAUUAGCAUGUGUCUUUAAAAAGAGGAAUCUGCGAAAAUACUGCAUUCGCUUUUCUGUUGCUAUAGAUUACAGUUAUGCCUGAGCCAAAAGCUGCCCCCGCUCCUAAGAAGGGCUCAAAGAAAGCCGUUUCUAAGAGCCAGGCGAAAGGAGGAAAAAAACGCAGAAAGUCUAGGAAAGAAAGUUAUUCUAUUUACGUGUACAAGGUACUGAAGCAAGUUCACCCUGAUACUGGCAUUUCAUCUAAAGCGAUGGGAAUUAUGAAUUCGUUUGUGAACGAUAUCUUCGAGCGCAUCGCCGGUGAGGCUUCUCGUCUAGCACACUACAAUAAGCGAUCGACUAUUUCUUCCCGGGAAAUCCAAACUGCUGUGAGGCUCCUGCUACCAGGAGAACUUGCCAAGCAUGCCGUGUCAGAAGGCACCAAGGCAGUUACCAAAUACACUAGCUCCAAGUAAACUGCAGAAUUACUAAUCGAAGCCAACGGCUCUUUUCAGAGCCACU